This is a messenger RNA of Plutella xylostella (diamondback moth), 1798 nucleotides long. Lineage: Eukaryota; Metazoa; Arthropoda; Insecta; Lepidoptera; Plutellidae. The record is from RefSeq and is a predicted model, not a curated record.
CGCUCAAACAAGAUGGACGCUAAAGACGACUAUUUCGCGCAUUCCCCGGACCGCUCCGAGAACAACACCCCGACAUCCUGCCACAGCCGCCCCGAUUCACCGAUCAACGUCACCGAAAACUUAUCGUUAUCGCAACACCAACAGAAUUUAGAGACUUUGAACAGGAUGGGCAUGUUUUACGCGCAACAAAUGCAGUUGCAAAACUUUGAUGCUGUGAAGUCGCGGUUAGGCCUCACUCAAGUGCAAUCAGUGAAUCAGGGUCCACGGCAUACGAUAGAUGCGAUCCUGGGGCUGAACGGACAGAGACAGCGAGUGAGUGAGUUCGAGGCUCGGCGUGAGGGCGAGCGGGACAGAGAUAGUGAGGCCGUGUCGGUGUCUCCGGGGGCCGUGGAAAGUGCUGGCGAGGGUUCCUGCAACAGCAACGACGGCUUCCGUACCUCCAACAAAUCCCCGCCUCCUUCAGACGAAGAGCCCCGCCCCGGCUCCGCCGCAGACAGCAAGAAGAAGCACCGGCGCAACCGGACCACCUUCACUACCUACCAGCUACACGAACUGGAGCGGGCGUUUGAAAAGAGCCACUACCCUGAUGUUUAUUCGAGGGAGGAGCUGGCUAUGAAGGUCAACCUGCCCGAAGUUAGAGUUCAAGUGUGGUUCCAGAACCGGCGAGCCAAGUGGCGUCGGCAGGAGAAGAUGGAGGCAGCCAGGCUGGGGCUGUCGGAGUACGGGUGCGGCGGCGCGCUGGGGCGGCUGGGCGCCGGGCUCGGGCUGCCCGUCGACCCGUGGCUCGCGCCGCCGCUGCUGACGGCACUGCCUGGUUUCCUCUCUCACCCCGGCUCGGGCUACCCGUCGUACCUCACGCCCCCCGCGCCCGCCGCGCCGCCCCCGCCGCCCCCCGUGGCCCCCGACCCCCGCUCCUCCUCCAUCGCCGCGCUCCGGAUGAAGGCCAAGGAACAUGUGGAGAGUCUCAAGGGCAUGCAGAUGGUGUGAACUGACGGGUGUAAAAUGUGCAGAUUUAAAUUUGUAUAUUAUGAUGAGGCUAGUGUAAAGAUUUGUAAGGCUGGUGUUUUGUUGGUAGUUUGUGUGGUUCAGUAGGCCAGUUGUCUUUCUUUCUUUUCAUAGUUGAACGGAUUAUGAUCGAUGAUUGUUUAUGUUCUAUGAUUCAAGGUGAAUAAUAAACUAUACAGUAUACUCACAAUAUUUUAAUGUAAAUAAUUAGUAUAGCCGGUACUUAAUCAAAGACAGAUUUAUUUUAAUUUGUACUUAAUUGCUAUUUAAGAUUAUUCAGUUCGAUUCGCCAUCUUCAGUGAUUAUUUGUAGGUAUUUACAUUGUUUUCAUGGAUAACUAAACCUACAGCUGACAGAUAUAAACCACUAUAAAUAAUAAUGAUGUGAUUUAAAAAUACUACAGUAGGUACUUAACUAUUUUCAAAAUACUAGGUAGUCGCAGGAAAAUGAGGGCUUAGUUAAUAGUUAAUUUGAUAUUUCUAAUAAAAUGUACUUUAAUGACAACUGACUGUAACGACAGAUCAUUAUGUCGUUAAGUUUAUUUGAACUUAUGCAAUAGACCUUAUAUCACAUUCGUAGUUUCUUAUUUAUUAUCUUCCAUAUUGUUGUAAAUAUUGUAUGUAAGAUUGUAUAAAUGCUACACAUAAAAGUAAUAACAUAAUUUACUUUGACGAUGACACUGCAUAAUUAUAAUAUUAAUUGGCUUGAUCUGAUGUUUUUGUACAUAAAGUAUAUCAUAACAGUCAAAAUAAUCUUAGUAAAUAUGUACACGUAAGUAAGUAUAUUUUAAACA